AUGCUUCUAGAGGCCAAGCCUGAGGACAUCACCGCGGUCACCGGGACCCUGAGUGCAGGUACACAACGUGCCCUCCAGUCACACAGCCCACACCGAGCACCAAUCUCCCAGCUGCUUUAUAGGAAAGGCCUAUGGUACAGCGUGGAGGACAUGCACCCCCGUGUGCAUGGCUGGAGCCCCGUGUGCAUGGCUGGGGCUCCGUGUGCAUGGCUGGAGCUUCAGUGUGCAUGGCUGGAGCUUCAGUGUGCAUGGCUGGAGCUUCAGUGUGCAUGGCUGGAGCUUCAGUGUGCAUGGCUGGAGCUCCGUGUGCAUGGCUGGAGCUCUGUCUACUCUAGCAGGUCUUUACUCUGCUAGGGUGUAAAUUAUAUGUUCUACCACAAACACUUAGGAAUUUCGUUUCCAAUCAUCAUGUGAGUCGUUUUAGUUCCCUCCUGUUUAUUACUUUUAGUAUUUUGUUUGUUUCCUUUCCUCAAAUUUAGUGAACUGUUCUGGGUUAUUGUGGAAAAAAGUGAAUAUGAAAUAGUGUUACGUUUGCAGCGUGUGUGUAUAACUCAUUGUGUUGGCGUAGUACACAGACUUUAGUGGCACAAAUAUGCAGUAUCCAAGUUUUGGGGAGAUUUUAAAUUUAAUGGACACUGUAAGUCAACUGAUAUUCAGCCAGUGAAUUCCAUCCAAAAUUGGACAAAAUUAAAGGUACACUAUAGGCACCCAGACUACUUAAUGUCACUGAAGGGGUCUGGGUUCAGUGUCCCUAUCCCACUUAGUCCUGCAAUGUAAAUCAUUAAAUUUUUAGAGAAACUGACAGCCAUUAGAGGCACUUCCUGGAUCCGAAUGUACUUUAGGUGGCUUAACUGUUGCUGAACAUCCUGCAUGAGGACAUCCAGCAUUCGUAACUUCCCCGUGAGGAAGUAUUGUAUGAGUCGGCGGGGGUGGGAUGGCAUGAGCGAGGGGGAGAACAGAAGGCACUAUAGUGUAAGGCAUACAACUCUUACACUAUAGAAUCUCUUUACAUGUGUAUUCUUAAUGCUAGAGUGUUAGCCUACCUGUUUGGUUGGUGACCUGAAGAAAUUAAAUACCCCUGAGCGACGGAUGGGGGCCCUAAAUUAAUUCAAAGGGGGGGACCUAUUGCCCUCCCUCCCUGCCCCCACACCUGAGCGGUGGGUGGGGGCCCUAAAUCAGAAUAAGGGGGACCUAUUGUCCUCCCCCCCACACCCCCCACCUCUGAGCAGCGGGUGGGGGCCCUAAAUUACUUCAAAGGGGGGGACCUAUUGUCCUCCCCCCCCAGCCUAUAUAUAUAUAAUUAUCUCUGAAUGAAGUAAACAUGAACACAGCACUAAGAGUUCCACUUGGAGUUUAGUAAAUUUAUUUAUUUUAAUGUUUGCUACAGAGCUCCAUGAUGUAGAUUACUGGCAUGAUUUAAGAGAAAUGAAUGUGCCUUUUUAUGAUUUAUAACCGAGGUAGAUAAUGCUGGCUGAGGAUGAUUGUAGUUUAUCACACACUAGGAUAGAAACUUCAUUUGUAAAAACAGCCCCCAAUCACAACUCCUCCUCAGAUAAGCUGGUAUUAUUUAUUAACAUGAUUGCUUGGAUCUGACUUUUACAACUUUUUUUUUUGUGUGACAGCUUCAGUGCUGUGUCAGGUAGAACCAGUAGGACGAUGGUUCGAAGCCUUUAUCAAACGCAGAAAUAGGAGCGUUUCUGCCUCAUUCCAGGAGCUAGAGGAUGAGAAGGAAUCAUCAGAGGAGUCUGAGGAUGAAGAGUACCAGCUAGAAGAAUUUCCACUAUUAAAAACACUUGAUCCCAAGGAUUGGAAGGUAUAUAUAUUCUCAUUAUCGUAACAGAAAACUGCACUCAGUAUGCAUGCAGAGGAAAAUUUUCAUUUACUGGGAGCUGAAGAUGAAGGCACCCAAUUGCAGUAUUAAGAGGUGUAGAUGUAUUCUUUAAAAUUGUUUUAAAUGUUUUUCAUCUUUAUUGAGAAUUAACAGCAAAAGUAAUAACAAUAAUGCCACAAGACAGGGGUGCUGAGAUCACAGUAUAGAUGAAGCAUUUCAGGAUAGAACAGUAUUCUAACAAUCGUACAUACAUUUACUCUGUCACAAUAUCAUGCAGCAUAUUUUGAAUGUGAAUUCGGGAGGGAAGGCGUGCUGUGGCAAGGGAUGGGGGAGGCAAAACAUUAGAGGAUGUACCCCAGGUAGACCAGACUGUCUGUUUGAUUGUUGAAGCAGCUAUCCCAACUGGACUAAACUGAAUUUCGUUAAUGCAUAAUAAAUACAUCUUCUUGGAUUGGAGUGCUUGUGACACUAGCAAUGUUGAGGGGACAGUCAUGGUUUUCCAAUGUUUUGCAAUUCUAUUUUUGUCUCCGUUGGGGACAUGUAGUGCUAAGGCUUGGUGUACUGCGAGUAAGGAUAUGUGUAGCAUGUCUAGGAUAAAUGCUUGAGAUUGGAAAUAUGGUUGUACCUCAAAGAGUUUCUGUAGGAUGGUCUGGAUGCCUGACAAAAGCUCUAAAAAAUGUGGCUCCCAAACAUCUAUGUUGAAACGCCAGCAUUUGUUGGAAUCUGUGAGAUAGAUGUGCUUUGAAUGCUUAGGGGUAAAGUACCACCUAAACCAAACCUUCCUGCUUGUUUCCCAGUGGGAUAAGCAUUCUGAUACCCCCCAUCAUAGCUAUUAACGCUUUGGUCCAAUCUUCGACUGGGAGCUUUUCCUCCCGUUGACAGAUGGAGUGCUUCUCUCCGAUGUUUGAGUUAAGAUGUGCCUGAUAGCAUGUGGAUAGUGUUCUUUUUGGUUUUUUUUUUUGUGGUUUUUUUUUGGUGCAUUUGUUAGUUCCCAAACAGGAAAGUGGAGUUUAUGACAUAGAAAUAUGUGUUUCAUGUGGAGGUAGGUAACUAUUUUCCCAUUUGGAAGAGUGAAUUGUGCCCAUAUUUUUGGUUAAGGUAAUAUUUUAGAUUAUAAAAAGCUUCACACUAUGGUGAUGCCAGAGUGGAGUCAUUGUUUUAGGUGGAGGUCCAGCGUGUGUAGGAGCAGUGUUGUAAGUGGAGUGAAGUACAGGUACGAGCAUGGCUCCAGUAGUUUAAACACUUUGUCUCCAUGUUUGCAGUGCCGGCCGUAAGGUUGCUAAGGCGAAUACACGUGAGGAACUGAGGUGCGAUGGAGUCCAUAGCAGUUAAGCCUCUGUAUAAGGAGCCAAGUGUGCUUGUUCCAGUUUGUGCCAAAGUGUAGCAUUACCAUUGUGUGGGCUAGUAUGGAUGCUGUGUAGCAGCUUAGAAUGUCUGAGACUCCCAAUCCAACCUGGUUACAGGGGGUACCCAUUGCUAUACGAGGUGGUAUUUUUUUCUGGAUAUGUGAGUUUAUUAUGCAUUGAAAGCUCUGUAAGAGGGUCUUGGGAAGCUUGUUUGGCAGUGAUGGAAUAGGCACGGAAUCAAUGGGAGAGCACUCAUUUUGAUGGAGUGAACGCGGCCAACAUGAUAUUUUGUAUGCUGCCCACUCUGUUAGUAAGGUUUGCAACUUGGACAUCAAACCUCAAUGGUUCUCUUGAAUAAGAGUAUUUGAGUGUAAUGUAAGUUUAGCACCUAGGUAGGCUAAAUAGUGUGUUCGCCAAUCAAAGGGGUAUGGCUUGAGGAAAACAAGAUAGUUUGAGGUAUGUUGAGUUGAAGAACUUGCGUUUUAGCUACAUUAUUUUUGUAGUAUGAGACCUUGGCGUAGUUGAUUAGUAACAAAAUGGCUGCUGCGAGAGAUUCUGACAAGUUAGUAAUGGGUAGAAGGAUGUCGUCCGCAAAGAGGGAAAUUAGUUGUUUUGCCAAUGUAGGAGGGGAAACCCUUGAUUCUAAGUUCAGUUUUAAUUUUAGGAUUAAUGGCCCUAAAGCCAUUAUAAAUAUUAACAGGGAAAUAGGGCAUCCCUGGCUCGUCCCAUUGUUUAUAUAAGAUGACAUGGGUAAAUAUUGUUAAGGGGUGUGUGUAUAAUUCCUGGCUUAAGAAAAGAGGAGGGUAACCAAAUUUGCUAAGAACAGAUUUGAGGUACAGCAAUUGAUUUUGUCAAAUUCAUUUUCGGCCUUGAAAAGACCAGGGAUAUUGUGUCUUUCAGAGAUUUCAAUAAGAACAAGUGUGCAUCUGGUGUUGUCCGAGCCUUGGCAUCCCUGCACAAACCCCGAGAGAGACUAGGUUUGGGAGCCACUUGUUUAGGGCGGUACAAGUAUCUUUACAAAUAGUUUGGUAUCUGCGUUUAGCAAUGAGAUUGUCCAGAAAUUAAGUUGUGGGCAGUUUCCUUGGCUUGGGCAGGCUAAUGAUAUGUGUUGCCCAUGUCUCUAAUUCCAUUAAACAAUGUUGUCAGAUGUGUGGCUAGAAUGUUGGAGAACAUGGAGUAGUAGAGAUUUAAGAAACCGUCUGGGCCUGGUGCUUCAGUAAACUGAACAUGGCUAGUUUCACUUCCUUUACAGGAAUGGGAGCGUUGAGUUGUUCAUCUUGGUCUGUGGCAAUGGUUGGGAUGGUUAUGUCUGAAAGAUAUCGAUGUCUGAUUGGGAUGGCUUAGUGGUCUUACUGCAAUCCAAGGAGAUAUAGGGCUUUGUAGAAUUUAGUAAAUUUUGUUCAAUGUGAUGACUGGGUUGGUUGCCUUUACCUCCUGCUAAGGUUAAGAGGAAAGUGGCCUUGCUUUGAAUUUUACUUUGCUUUAAGUUUCACAUCCAGUAAUUUGCCCGCUCGAUUGCCUUGGGAAUAAUAAUUUUGUUUCAGCCUGCACGUGUAGUUAGCUAUGUCUUGUAGUUGUAAGGUUUGUAAUUGCGAGCGAGUUUGCGAUAGAUCAGUUUCUUGGAUGGUUGUUAGAGGCUUCUAGCUCUGAGAGUGUAGUUGUAAGCUCUCUUAACAUAUUUCUCUUCUUAAUGGAGCAUGCAUGAGGACCUUUGAGAUCAACCAUGGUUUUUCUUGCGCAUAUACAGUUGGAUUUCAUGGCAUCUGUAGGGCAUCUCAUAAGGUGUUGUAUGUCCCCAUCAGUUGUCACUUGCAAUGGCUGAUGCCAAUGGCAUAAUAUGCUACAUUCUGCGAUUGUAUUUAAAAUGAAGCAACUUAAAGGGUGAAGUGCUGAAAAUCCGCUUUAAUUAGAUGGUUUAAUUUUAAAUUCACCAUGCUGGAGUAAUAAUUAAAGGGACACUCCAUUGCCCAAAUACAGAAUAAUUAUAAUAAUAAUAAUAAAAAAAAAAUCUUUAUUUUGUUGUGCACAAGGUUAACAAUCAGACUUUCUAUGCCACAACAGCAAACACAGACAUUUCAAAAUACAGUGUAGUAUGGCAUGUGAGCAAUCUUCACUUUUUUUUAAAUUUUAUUUUUUGUAUUUUUAAGAGAAGUUAAACAGGUUAAGUCAGGAUGUUUCAGUAAAUGAGUAUGCAAAAGUAAAAAUGGAAACAUGCUUUAUAGACUGACACUGGGGUGAAAAAAUAUAAUUGUGAAAAACAGUAAAAGGUAGAAUCAACAUAAUUGUAGCUUAUCCCCCUAGGAGGUAGUGGUGGACACAUACAUAUUAACCACGAGUCCCAAUAAUCCCAUCACGCAGCCCGGCUCAGCCGAUGCUCUCAAGUGGUAGGGUGAAAUCCGGUUUUAUGGUGAGAUGCUUCAGGGCAGGCCGAGCAGGUGCCUGUAGGCAUUGCAGUGGCUCCAUCGCUAUUAAGUGACCUGCAGGCAUUGCAGCCCCCUGUGGAGACUUUGAGGUGGGCCUUGGCAGCCUCAUGCUAGGCCUUCAUGUCGUCCAGCGCUUGGACAAUGCAUGCUGCCUGUUCUGCUGCCUUGUGGGACCUCUUCCCACGUGUGGAGCUGCACGCUUGAGUUGGGGGCCCUGAUGUGAGGGAGCCAUUGGCUCUGGAGGAGCGGGUUGAGCUAUCCUUAGUUCGAGCCACUGCCAGAAGUCUAGGAACAGCUUAUCCUGGCGGGUGAGUAUAUCUACAGGGUUGGUGUCAGCAGCUGGGAGCUGUGUGGUCGCCGCCAUCUUGAGUAGGCCACCGUAGGAAAUGCUCGUAGCCAGGGCCUUCUCUGCUGGAAUCCCCGAGACAAGGGGAUGGCCGCAUCCCCCGCCCGAAGCACACCAGGCCGCUUUUGCCAUGGAGGGGCCGACAAGUUUUCUUCGCGUCGCCAACCACUUUCCUGCAUUGCAGAUGAGUUAGUUUGCUUGAAUUUUGAGUAGGCUAUCAGAUCAAGCUUUAGUAGGCUGUAAAAUGCCGCAUUUAGCAGGUCUGUGUAGGAGCUUGUCCAAGGUUUGUCUUGCCUCCAUGAUGGUCAGGGUCCGCCCCCAUGAAAAUCACUUUUUUUAGUAGAUAUACCCCAAAUGAAAACUUGCAUGCAUUAAAUAAUGUGUUUUUUUUCAUUGGGUGUAUAUCUAAAAACAGCUUGCAAAACCUGCAGGAUCUCUUGUCUGCUACCUUUGCAAGCCCUCCCCUUCUUCCCUAGUCCAGACUUUCUGUGGCUGUCCAAUCACAGACUUCCCAAUGCAGCUCAACUAGAGAACUGUUUGCAAGGCAAAUGCUCUGGGUUAAUGAUGCCUGUAGAGUUUACCUCUACGAGUUAACGAAAUCGGGCAGUAACAGGACCUGUUGUGUAACCAGGCUAAUCUGUUGAAAUAUGCACUUUUUGUAAAAUGAAAAAAAGAGGGCACACUCUUUAUACCAAGCUUCAGCAAGAUAGGGAUUUAGGCAUCUGGAGUGUAAUAAAUAUAUAUAUUUUCUCUCUUUAUAUCUUGUUUUUCUCUUUCUCCCCCCUCACUCUGUGAUCUUCACAUAAGAUAUUUACGACCCUCUGCAAGAAUGGUGUCUAUGUUCUAUCAAACCUGUCUUAUCAGCACCAUAUCGCUUUCACCCCUGUAUCUCAACUUAACUUUUAAUUCUAUGUGUCGUGUUGCUCAGAAAUGCUUCAGACUUGAGAAAGGGAGGUUCUCCUGAAAGCUUGUCAUUAAAAAUUCUGUUAGUCCAAUUAAAAAGGUAUUACAAGAUUACAUAAAUAAAAAACAGAUAAAAUACUUAAUUGUGCUGGUAGUCUACCUCUGAAAUCAUGAAGCUUUGUGUGUGUUGGUUUUUUUUCCUCUGCAGAACCAAGAUCAUUAUGCUGUGCUUGGGUUGAAGAAUUUGAGGUACAAAGCCACACAGAAGCAGAUUAAAGCAGCCCGUAAGUAAUAUUACAUUAUAGCUAACCAGAGAUAAGAUAUGAUCAUCUAACUUCUGUGUUAUUGUCCCUAAUGUACGGAUCUGAUAAUUGAGCAUACAGUGCUUAUUUAUGACAAUGCAGGGUUGCUGUGGUUUAUUUUUCUUGAAUGCCAUUUAGAGAAGAUCCAAUAUAAAUUUUAGCCUUGGAAAGAUUAAAGCCAUUGGGAUCCACUUGUUGAAUGUCAUUUUAACAAAUGAUUCCUCAGAAUUAUUUCAAACGCUGUUUGUGAUACUUGUUAUUUCAUACAAUUAAAAAAAAAAAAAAAAAAGUUGAACUGAAUAAAUAAAAUUACAUUUUUUUUUCUCUUAGAUAAAGCAAUGGUUCUGAAACACCAUCCUGAUAAGAGAAAGGCAGCUGGGGAGCAGAUCGUUGAGGGUGACAAUGACUACUUCACGUGCAUCACUAAAGGUGAGGUUAAAGGAUGUGAUGUGUUCAGGUUAAUACACCCACAGAUUUAUUCUUUAGAUAAACAGGAGAAGUAGAAAAGCUCAGCAUUAAGAAAUAUUUAAAUGCGCCUUUAUUUCCUUCUGUGUAGUAUAGUUUUUUCACUUUAAUUGAAUCUAAAUUUUCUAAGGUAUGUUUUUAUUUUAUUUUAUUUCUACUUUUUUGUUCCACGUCAUACAAUGUUGUUCUUUAAAAGCAGAAUUUGCCAGGGCAAAAAUGUAUCAUUACUAAAUGAGCUACAAACAAUACUUUGUAGAAAAGUGAUAACUCUUUUGUGUCUGUGUUUACCAACAUGUAGCAUAUGAAAUUUUAUCCGACCCAUUGAAGAGAAGAGCAUUCAACAGCAUUGACCCAACCUUUGAUAAUUCAAUCCCAUCCAAGAAUGAAGGCAGAGACAACUUCUUCGAAGUGUUUAAUCCUGUGUUUGACAGAAAUAGCAGGUAAAAUACAAGAUACAAAACCGAUUUAAAGAAAAAAAAAACAAAACCUAAAUGUCACGGAAAGAGUACAGCACUUUAUGAACACAUUUAUUCCCUAAAUGCACAUCAAUACAGGGCAUUCUAUAUAUUCCUGGACUUAUAUUUAAACUUGAUUACCCUUUGGUUGUAUAUUUCAGGUGGUCGAACACAAAAAAUGUCCCAAAGCUUGGAGAUAUGAAAACCUCUAUUGAAGACGUAGAUUCAUUUUAUUCUUUCUGGUGAGUUGCUUAUAUGCUGGGUGGUGUGUAUAAAUGUAUAUUUGUGUAAAAGUAAAAGGGUGAUCCACCAUUGAAAGAAAUCCUCUGUGCUUUUUUAAAAAACUAUUUAUUAUUGCCCAAGUAUAUAUCUGUUCCCUAAAAAAACUUGGAGUAUUUUAUCAUACUAAACUGUAAACUUUGUUCAUUCUAGGUAUAACUUUGAUUCUUGGAGAGAAUUUUCAUACUUGGAUGAAGAAGAAAAAGAAAAGGCGGAAUGGUAUUUAAAUAUAAUUUGUUAUUUGAAAGGCACACUCCAUGCAUCAUAACCAAUACAGCAUGUUGUAGUGCUGAUGGCAUCUGCAGUGUCCUGGUGCCCCCUUCAUGACUUUUUACUUGGAGUCCACUGGGCGCUGCUCCUGGCCUCCUCUACUGCUCAGUGAGAGAUGGACGCUUUCUUCUGUAAAGAAGCAUGGUGGUUCAUGGCUUAAGUGUGUGAGAGCAGUCGCCAAUGCUGAAGUGAGCUAACAGAAAUCUCCUGAGCAGGAGCUUCCAGCUGUCACUGAACUGUAGAUGAAGAGGAGGAGAGUGGACCCCCGAUACAAAGUCAAACCAUUAAGGCACCAAGGUACUCUUGGCAACAUAACCAUUAGAGCACACUUGGAGUAAAACCUUGCACAGAGUUAUUGUUCCUGUCGGAGGAAUAACUCCACCACAGGCAGCUUUGGUUAGUAAGACGUAAAUGAGUUUCAGGCUGGCUAAUGUCAAUGCAGAUCUCUUGCACAGAACCGCAUUAGAGGAGGCUUGGCAUCUAGCGGACCCAGGUAAGAGGCAAACCAUUGGAAAGUUAGAUGCCUCUUUACCAUGGAGGUGCGCAGCGUACUCCCAGCAACAUAACUACUACAUCUGGCUACGGUGGAUAUGAUGAUUGCAGUAACCAUUUCUGACAGAACCACAGUUCUGCCACUGAUAAAAACGUUCCCACUUAAGAGCUGUACUUACUCUCCCUGAGGUUUCCCCUACCUUUCACAAGGCCCAGCUCUGAAGAGCGUCCGCAUUCCAAAUCUAUCCGGUGACCGUGCCACACAAGGAAAGCUACAAGCAGCCUAGAGGUCACUCUGGCCACGUGUAACUUUCGAUCGGAAAUCAGCUAAGGCCAGCAGAAACUUUAACCAGGUGGUGAUUCAACACUGUGAGUGCGACAAGCUCUUUUUAACCCCUUAAGGACACAUGACGUGUGACAUGUUAUGAUUCCUUUUAUUCCAGAAGUUUGGUCCUUAAGGGGUUAAGGAAGUGGGGGAGUGCUAUCGGGGGAUAUAAGACAUGAAGGUUAUGUUUGUUUUUGGGAUAUAUUGUAAUUCUGCCCUGGUGUCUGGGGUGUAAUUAACGUAGUGGUUACUGAUCUAUUUAUCUCUGAGUCUGAGGUGCCAGGGUGGGAUUUUCAUAGUUUAAACCAUGGAUCCCCUGUUGUGUGCAUAAAAGUGUGACUUGUUCUUAUGCACCCUUCACUAAAUCUCAAUUAGUGUUUGAGUGAGGCAGCUAUAAUCACUCCAGGUAUCCAGCACUGAAAGAGAGGGACCCUUAAAAGAGGGUGGAGAACUGAGCUCUGUUAUACCAUUUAAGCCACAUACUCGCAUUGAUGUUGACCAUGGAUGUAACGGAUCACCUGUCACCCCGACUGGGUACCUCCGUUGAAGGAUGCUCCUAGCGCUUCCUGAGGGAUCCAAGCACUCCAGCUGACACCAUAACCACCAGAGAUUCCUCCAGAGAGCAAGGCAGGAACAAGCUCUUACAAGAGUUUAGUAGUGAUUUAGCAAGGGAGUGUGACUAGCAUAGCAAUCCCUUGUAGCAGAUUCCCCCAAUAAGAGACGGCACUCCAAAUUGAGGGUGGAGUAGAACUGAGGUUUUUAAUGACACACACUAUGCUUUUAUGCAAUUCUCCCGUGCAAGGGAGACGCCCACAGACAAUUAUGCAUUACCCAAUCGCACACUGGUUACAUCCCACACAUCUCCUCCCCUUUGCCUGAGAGGUAACACAAUUAGCUGUACAGUUUAAAACAUACUUUUUACCCAACUUUCAUAACUCUAAAACUAUACAUCCAAUAUUAAUAAAAUAUUAUUAAUCAGCAUAUUUCAAAUACAAACAUACCCAAAAAUCAUUCGAAUCUGUUCAGCUGUUCGGGAGAUAGAUAUAAGUCCCCUUUGACCGACCGCAAGCACAUUUUCAUGCACAAAACAAUUCCAGAGAAUCAAGCGCUGCGGUCGGUCUAUUUCCCAUGUUAAAGUCAGUUCAAACAGACGAACGACAACCAUUCAAACUGUCGAACAGCGUUCGAACUGUCGAAUGUAUUGAAGUCUGGAGAAGGUAAAACUUCAGCUGAAUUAAAGAUGACCCCCCAGCAUUCGGCAAUUUACCUACAGAUUAUUUCUAUCUUGUGAAGUGUACAGCUGCAGUCAUUUGGUGUGUGGAUUCUGCACAGCCCCUUUAACAUCUGAGUAUUUUCUUUAUUGAAGGAAUAUUUUGCUUUCUUAACUUGCUCUACCCUGUGUUUUACUUUGGCGUAUGUCAUUAACCCCCACCCCUCCCCCCACCUCCCCCCACUCUCAGAAAGGAGUCAUGUGACUUGAUUUAGUGGGUUAAACAGUUAAAAUCAUAGUUUUUCUACAGUCGACCCACAUUCAUGAUAAAAAAAAUCCCACUUCUCACAACCCAUGCCUACAAAAGUUGCCAUAACCAAGACACUUUAGAAACUGAAAACUGGUACAUCCUAAGUUACCCUAACAAAAUUAGAUUUAAAAACCACACAGAACAUGGUUUAGCAAAAAAAUAUUUGAUGUGUCUUUUCAGUAACGUGAUUCUUAUACUAGAUAAAAGCACGUUUUUUAUGAACAAAAAGUCACAGUGCAUACAUCUAAAAUAGAUUACAAACAAAAUUUUACAUACACCAACAAAAAGAUACAAUAUAAAUGGAUAAAAUGAAUAGUAAACCUUAAUAUUUGCUGUACUAGCAACAUACCAGUCUUUCUGUCCCAGGAUAGCUUUUGGUAAUGAUAAUCCACUUCAAGUCUGAUUUAGCUCUAAAGUGGAUUACAACGUUUUUAGGUUUCAUCAGAUCAUUUAUACACUUUUCCUGCUCAUCUCAGGUUCUAAGGCCCUAUUAAUAAAGUUCAGUAGACCUCAAAACCACUGGCCAGUUGUAAAUGCCUCUACACUCGAACAGGGAUAUAAAACAUGUCUUAAUUGCUGUACUAACACCAACAACAUUUAUCUCUUUGUUUCCCAGACACAGUUAACCUCAUAAGUCUAAUAUGGCCAACUGUACUGGGUAACCAUUCCAUACAUCCACUACGUACAUCGUAUUGCUAACUAUGAAGCAUACACCACACAAUCAUAUGUUGUUUCAUUUUGUUUUAAUCCUUUUACAGUCGUGACGAGAGGAGGUGGAUUGAGAAGCAGAACAGGGCUGCCAGAGCACAAAGGAAAAAAGAAGAAAUGAACAGAAUAAGAACAUUAGUUGGUAUGUAUGAUUGAUUUUUACUAUGUGUUUAGCAAUCAGUCACUGGUAUUGUGACUCCUACGUACCAACCAAGAUAAAGUAUAGUUGCACAGGAAAUGCAUACUGAUAAGCAUAAAAAUAAUAUACACAGAUGCACAAAAGUAAUAUAUAGCAAAAAUAAAGCUUUUAGUAAUUUAUUUUUAUUUAUUUUUGAUCAGUGUUUAAAAAAAAAUAAAAAUAAAAAAUAAUAAAUUGUGGAUAGUAACAAAGCUUGAAAUUGAGUGAAAUGUGAUGACACCAAAUAAAGAAGCUUAACCCCUUAAGGACUGAGGACGGUUCAGGACCGUCAUCGGCAUUUUGCCUGCAGCCCAGACAGUCUCCCCACACUGGAUUAGGACCCCUGUGGCCAUGUGAUCGCUUAACACAGCGAUCACAUGGUCACAAUAGGUGUCCAUGUGUCUGCCUGCAGGGGGACUGCCUGUGCUGACAGGCAGUCUCCCUGCUAGUGUAAAAUCAAAAAAAAAGUUAGUGUUAAUAAAAAAUAAAUGUGUGUGUGUGUGUGUGUGUGUGUGUGUGUGUAUAUAUAUAUAUAUAUAUAUGUCAUACUAAGUGUAUUUUUAUAUUAAUAUGUACUUAUAUUAAUAUAAAAAUACACUUAGAAUUAAAUUACACACGUGUGUGUGUGUGUGUGUGUGUGUAUAUAUAUUAUAUAUAUAUAUAUAUAUAUAUAUAUAUAUAUAUAUAUAUAUAUAUAACUUUAUAUAUUGUGUGUGUAUAUAUAUAUUAUUAUAAAAUAUAAAUAAGUAAUUUAAAUAAAAAAUUUUUUAAAUAUAUCUAUGAAAUUUUAUUCUAACUGUAAUUUAAAAUUAAUAUAUAUAUUUAUAUCAAAAUACACUUAGAAUGAAUUUGUAUAUAUAUCUAUGUAUAUAUAAAUAAAUAAAAAUAAUACGAAAUAUACAUAUGUCCAUAAUUACAUAAAUAAUUAUAUAAAUAUACACGUAGACUUCAAAUAUAUAAAAAUGCAUAUAUAUUUAAAUUCUAUGUGCAUAUUUAUGUAAUAUUUUUACAUAAUUAAGUAAUUUUAUUGAUUGCAAUUUGAGGGACCUGCCUGCCAACCCAGGCUGAAAGUCCAGAGAAUUUAAUUUGCUAGCACUGUAUUUUACCCUGUAAAGUUUGAAGACACCCUAAAACCUGUACAUGGGGGGUACUGUUUUACUCAGGAGACUUCGCUGAACACAAAUAUUAGUGAUUCAAAACAGUAAAACAUAUCACAGCGAUGAUAUUGUCAGUGAAAGUGACUUUUUUUUUGCAUUUUUUACACACAAACAGCACUUUUACUGAUGAUUGUUGUGAUACGUUUUCCUGUUUUGAAACACUAAUAUUUGUGUUCAGCAAAGUCUCCCAAUUAUAACAGUACCCCCUAUGUACAGGUUUUAUAGCAUUUUUGAAAGUUACCAGAUCAAAUAUUUUUACAUUGAAAAUGGCCAGGUUGGUAGCCCAGGAAUGAGAAUUACCCCCAUGAUGGCAUACCAUUUGCAAAGAAGACAACCCAAGGUAUUGCAAAUGGGGUAUGUCCAGUCUUUUUUAGUAACCACUUAGUCACAAACACUGGCACAAAUUAGCGUUCAAUUUAGUUUUUUUACUUUUUUCACACACAAACAAAUAUGAAUGCUUACUUUGACCAGUGUUUUCGACUAAGUGGCUACUAAAAAAGACUGGACAUACCCCAUAUUGAAUACCCUGGGUUGUCUACUUUAAAAAAAAUAUGUACAUGUGGGGUGUUAUUCAGAGAUUUAUGACAGAUAAUAGUGUUACAAUGUCACUAUUGAUAAAUUUAAAAAAUGUAUGUUUUGAAACCGCAAUAUCUACUUGUGCCUAUAACAUGCAAAAAAACACUGGGUAUUUUUAAACUCAGGACAAAAUUUUUGAAUCUAUUUAGCAGUUUUUUCCAUUUGCUUUUAUAGAUGAGUAAAAGAUUUUUCAAGUAAAAGUCAAAAAACAUGUAUUUUUUUUCCAAUUUUUCAUCAUAUUUUUUUAUUUUUUAAAUUAAAAUACAUGAGGUUAUAUAAAUAAUGGUAUGUAAAGAAAGCCCAUUUUGUCUUGAAAAAAACAAUAUAUAAUUUGUAUAGGAACAGUAAAUGUGAGAGCGGAAAAUUACAGCUAAACACAAACACCACAAAAGUGUAAAAAUAUGCCUGGUCGCAAAUGUACAACAUCGCAAAAACAGUCCAGUCCUUAAGGGGUUAAACAAAACAAUUAGAAUUUCUAUUGCAAUGUUAUUUUCUUGAUAAAUACAAAUUUUGUCAUGAAUCUGUCAGGUGAUUGUACUUGAACACUAGGUAUAUUUCAAAGAGAAAAUUACUGAACAUAAACAGUUUUAACUGAUACAUAAAGUCAAAAUGUCCUAAUUCUUAUCCUAGACAAUGCGUAUAGCAGCGACCCUAGAAUAAAGAAGUUCAAAGAGGAAGAAAAAGCCAGGAAAGAAGCAGAAAAGAAAGCCAAGGUUGAUGCCAGACGGAAAGAGCAGGAAGAAAAAGAAAGGGUAUAUGUUUACCUAUUUGUAUUUGACUAAAUAUAUGUGCAGAGUAUUUCAAAAUAUUUGUAUAUUUAUAAUGUUUAUUUAAUGGUCAAAAUAUAUUUAAUGGUCAAAUGAAAAAUAAUUGGAGCAAAUAUUUUGUCCAAAGUUUUGGAAAAUGUGGAAUUGGAGAACUCUUUCAAAUUAGGUAUUUGUAAAUGUUUAAUCUUACUCAUCUAUAGGCACCCAAAGCACUUCAUCACAUCUGGGUGCAGUGUUCCUGUUCCAUUAAAAUCUGUAAUGUGAAACAGUGUUAAGACUUCCUCUAGAGGCUCCUUCUAUAGUUUCACAGAGUUUGACUGUUUUGAAAGGACGCUGGACAUUCGCAAACUCGGCAUGAGGACAUCUAGUGUCUAGAAAAGUGGGUGGGGGAAAUGGGAGCAAGAGGGCACUGUAGUGUUUAAAAAAACGUUUUGUAUGUCUAACACUAUAAAUUUUCUUUCAACAAAAAUACAAAUUUAAAUUUUUAAAUUUUUUUUUCCUCUAACUCUACAGACAAAUUUUAAAUGAAGGCGUUGGCUUUAAUAGAGCUGCUUUAACAAGUCGUGACCUUCUUUUUUUUUUUUUUUUUUUUGUACCUUGAUAAAUCUCUGCUUUGUGUAGAAAUGCUAGCUUGGCAGUAUAACAUUCAUUUUUUAUUAUGAAUUAUUAGCCAUUCUAAAUUUAUGAACAGUAUGUAAGCAGGCAUUUGGUUAAAAAAGUGUUGAAUUGCCAAAUCUGCAUAUUUUAGCAAAGACAAGCGGAACUGGAAGCUGUUCGACUCGCAAAGGAGAAGGAAGAUGAGGAGGCACGGCAACAAGCACAACUAGCAAAGAAGGAAAAAGAAAUUCAGAAGAAGGCAAUAAAGAAAGAACGGCAGAGACUGCGGACCUCUUGCAAAGUUAGUAACAUAGUAUAGUGCUUCUGUGAAUGACUGUUAUUUGUUCCUUUUGAUUAUUACAUCAAUUAUAAAAGAUUUGGCUUGCUGGGUACAAUUUAUUUAGCCCUGAUUAGAGGUAAACGCUGCUCCUAAGUAUAAGAGCCUAGUAAAAUUUACUAAUUCAACUUAGAGUGAUUUUACAACCCCCAUCUGUGCGUUAAAGAAAAAAAGUAAUUUUUUACCAAAAAUGCAAAUCACUGCAAGUAAACUCUACUUAUGUACUUUUUUAUGCUCUUUAUAAUCUGUGCAUUUAUAUACACACAAUAAAAUGUUACUAUCCAAUGGCCACCAUUUUUUUUUUUUUAUUUUUUUUUUUUAUAUAUUACAAAUUAACAAGGAUUGUCAAAUUGUGGUUUAGAGCACGUGCAUUGCUUUGUUCUCUUGUUACAUAAUUCUAAUUUUUAUUAACAUGCAGAAUUGGAAUUACUUUUCGGAUAACGAAGCAGAAAGUGUGAAAAUGAUGGAAGAAAUUGAAAAAUUGUGUGACCGCCUUGAACUUGCCAGGUAAUCCAUUGCUCCCUGUAAAAUGUGUUACAGGUUUAUAAUUAUUCUAAUUUGGUUUUAUAGAUCUACAUUUCAAACUCUGGUUCCGCACAAUUUGAGUACAAUAAAAUAAUCUAAAGAAUUACUAUUUUAUACAUCACUGGGCACCAGCAUUCCUAUACAAUUAAUUAGAUGAUUGGAUUUUUGGUACAGGUUCUUAUUUCUGCUACCAAUCCUUUUAUCUAUGAGCUUUAUUAUUCUACCACAAUUUUUUUUAUACAUAACACCUAAUAGGCAUUACUUUAGGAUUCCUGAUGUUUGACUUUUGACUUUUCUUUGAAAGUGUUCAUUUAUGAAGUUGAGAUUACAUAUAAGGAGCAACUAAAAGGCAGACUUUAUAAAUUAGCCUUGAAACUAAUUGUGUAAAGAGUAAUACAUAUACUGGAUCAAAAUAUAUUCUGCAUGUAGAAAGGAGUAUUUUUAAUAGUUUGUUUAAAUCUAAUGGCUUUGAAGUGUUAUGCAAAGACCCAGAAUUCUUCAAUGUUUAUUAAAAAAUCUUUUUGGUGUGGCAAAAAUGAAAUUAGAUUAUUUUUUUUCAUUUUAUUUUCCUUUAUUGCUCAAAAACUAGACUCCUAAAUUAGCAGAUAUUGUUCUGUGUACUUCUUACUGACCGCUGAUUUAGCUGUGUUUCAAAGAUUGACUGCAGCAAGCCAUGAUGUUCGAGGGUGAGAGACCUUAUUUGGGAUCCCCUCCUGGUUAAUUUGAUUUUAAUUGUAGCAUUUUGACUAUAAAAUUAUAAUCAGUUUGGAAGAGAAUAUUUGCUGGUCUCAUAUUUUUAUUUUAUAUUUUUUUUUCAUUCUUUUUAUGAAUUCUUUUUUUUUUUCUCCAUUUGAUUUUCCUCUUUCUAUUUUCACUUUUAGUUUACAGUCCCUGAAUGAGGCACUUUCAGCAAGCUCAAAAGAAGAAGGGAAAGUUGUUGUAGAAAAACAGGUACUUGCAGAGUUAUAUAUUCUACUUGUUUUAAGUGAAUUUCUAAGCACCAUAGCCACUUCACUUAACUGAAGUGGUCAUCAUGCCUUUAGUCCUGUGGCAUCAUCCCUCUGUUAAGACUUAAUUCUUGAACAGUUGAACAAUGAAUGAAUGUCCCCAAACAUCUGCCCUUCCCUACUGCUUGAGUUAAUACUUCUACAUUAUCCUACCAGAAAUAGGCAGCAGUAAGAGCCUCAGCGUGUCGGCUGGGUGCUCUCAGCCUAUCGCAGUUGCCCAUCACUGGUAUGAAUUGACUUGGCUAAUGCGGAGUUGUUCUGCGUAUUAGCCCUACUUCCAGUGGUUGGCGAGGCUUAAAGGAUCAUUGUCCAAAAUGUCUUAAUCUGUGCAGUGCUUUCAUAAAUCACUACUUGGGACAACCAGUUUUAAUUUUACAGAAUUCUAACUGUGCUCACACUCAUAUGUUUCAAUACACACACUUUGAUGCUUGGUUUGAAAUUCAAACCCGUAGGGAACUUUGUCUGUGCCUAAGUCAUGGCUUGAUGCUGAUGUCAGAGAAUGGCAAAGACUGGGACUAUAUGGAGUUAGGAGUUAUCGAGGAAGUCUAAGCACCAUAACCACUACAGACUGCUGUAGUGUUUUUUGCUGCCAGGCAUGCUGUGACGCAGACCCUGUAUUAAGUAGUCAAACCAUUUUUGCAUGUGUCCCUCUGAAUACCUCCACACCAACCCAGUCUACAGAUAUCACUAUGUGAUAGAUGCUUGGAGUAAUCCUUUACAUUAUUGGGAAGGAGAGUAAUGGGAUUCUUUACAAUGCCCAAUACAUCGUUUUAUGAGUCUUUUGUUUGAAGGCACAAGUGCUAUUUAUGCAGAUAACUCAAAUACAGUGCAAAAAUACUUUACAUCACCUUACUGAAAGCAAGCAAACUUUGCCAGUCCUUCAACCAUUUUUGCCAUUAUCUUUAUUAAGGCACUGAUUUGACAUCUAAAAUGUUUUUAUUACUAUUUAAGGAGUAGACACUAUUUUGUAUACAAUUGCUCUCCCUCUGUCUGUGAUUUCCCUACUCCACGUUUGCAUUAUAUUUGACUGCAUGUGCAGUCAAUUGUGAGAAUUUAUAUAGUCAUAUUGGGGUUUGACCAACAAAGCGAGAUAAUGGCAACAUCUUUUCCUUUUUUUUUUUUUUUUCCCUCUUUUAGGUUGUUGAUGUAAAUGCCCAACUUAAAAAAGAGAAAGAACAGGAAGAGGCUCGUAUGAGACAAUCUACAAAAGGUGCAGAUCAGUCUGCUACAGGAGGAAGUGGAGGCAGCGGCAAGUCUUGGUCAGAAGAUGAUUUACAGUUAUUGAUAAAAGCUGUGAACCUAUUUCCUGCUGGAACUAAUGCAAGGUAUAGUGGAAAAUCGGGAUGUCCAGUACAUCGAUGACUGCUUGUGAAAUAUUUUUAUGCAGUUACUAUAGCACCUGUUUAUUCUUAUCGGGUGCUUAUAGUUACAUGUUGGCUCACUAAUCUCUUCCAGAAGUGAACCAUUGUUUCUUAAUGCAUUCAAAAACAGCACAUUAAAAUAUCAAUUUGCUGCAAAUACCCAGACUGUGCAUCUUUUGCAGAGGGUUUAAUAAACAGAGAAAAUGAUAGCAGCCACAGUAUUCUAUUUUCUCUUGAUACACAGAGGUUAUGGAAUAAGAUUAGCCUCCAUAAAACUGAUUGGAGCAUCUCAUCCUGGUGUGGAAGGGUGUCCGCCUGCCCACCCACUAAGCAGUGUGUUUAGCAACAAUUUCCAUGUGUGCAUUUUUAUUUACAUCAGUUUGUAUUAUUUAGUGCAUUAUCUAUAUAAUGCAUUAACCCCUUAAGGACACAUGUCUGACAUGUCAUGAUUCCCUUUUAUUCCAGAAGUUUGGUCCUUAAGGGGUUAAACAAAUCUGGGGUCUGAUUGGAUAAACACUUUAACUACAUGUAAUGACACAGCAGUGUUAUUGGAGCAAAAAAGCAAACACUACAUAUUGGGAUUCAUUGUUAGAAAUGUCCUGUGCUUUUUACCUGACCUAUGUCUAAUUUUUCUGUUAUUUCCUCUGUCUGUUGCUCCAGAUGGGAAGUGAUUGCUAAUUACAUGAAUUUGCAUUCAGUUUCUGGGAUUAAAAGGAAUGCAAAGGAUGUCAUCAAUAAAGCAAAAUCCCUUCAAAAACUAGGUAAGCCUAUAUCCAAAGAGAAGAUUUCUGUGCAAAUAUGUGAAGUAUCACUUUUUUCAGUGUAGUUUUAAGAACAAAUGCAUGUCUUUUUUUUUUUCCAGAUCCCCAGCAAAAGGAUGACAUAAAUAAGAAAGCAUUUGAUAAAUUCAAAAAGGAGCAUAAAGUUGUUCCUCAAUCUGUGGAUAAUGCUGUGCCUUCAGAGAGGUUUGACGGUAAGUGGUCAAGUCCGUUCCCAGUAUUGCACAUGUUUAGUUGGGUAGGCUUCACUCACAGGGUUAUUCACCCCUCCAUGUUACUUAAAUUCUUUAGAGUUUCAAUUUAUGUAUAAGCAACGACAGACCGUAUCAUUUAGGUUACAAAUUCACAAAGUUUGUAGGACGUGGUACAAUUACAUAGUUGUAGAAGCAGUGGGUUAAGGUAACCGGGUAGUUUGGUUAGGUUCUAGCAGCCAAGGCUCUAUUGUGGGUGUAGAGCCCAUACCAGGUAUAAACGCAGAAACAGGUGCAUGUCUGGGCAACUGUUUGAAAGAUAUAGGUGUUUUGGGUGUAUCCUGUACCAGGACCUAAGUAACUUUGUGCAAAUCCCGGUGAGGGAGUGAGCCUGUGCCCUACCUGUUAUGAGUUCUGUAAUCUUAAUGUAAUUACUUUCAUAAUAUUUGCUACUGGGAAGUGAUGGAAGGGUGGGGGAGAGAUCUUAAAAGGUAAUGUGGGCAAAUUUAAACUGGGUAUAGAUUAUAUUUUUUAUGAAAUUUUACAAAUGCUGCAGUCAUAGGCAAAAAUAAAUGGCUACAUUACAGUACUUUUGUGGACAGCUGCAUCUCCAAAAUGCAAUCUCAUUCUCCUUGAAAAUACAGUAAUAUUGCAUUAACUGAAAUUCAAUUCUUAACCGCAGUGAUUUAAAGGGUUAUUUGCAGUGCUCGCCUUAAGGGGCUGCAUACAGUUCAGCUGUCAGACAGAGGGGACCCUUGGGUAUCAAAUGAUACCUUGGGCUCCAUGGUACCAACAGGAAUUUAGGUGUUUUGGUUAUUUUUCAUAAUCCAGACCUGAGCAAUUCAGCCUUUAGUGAAUAAGCCACGCAAUUGCAACAUCUGUAUGUUUACGCUGUGAUUAUUUCCAAGGCACAGGUUCAGACUCUACACCCUGGACCACUGAAGAACAAAAACUUCUAGAGCAAGCUUUAAAGACCUAUCCUGUGAAUACCACAGAGAGAUGGGAAAAAAUAGCAUCUGCUGUCCCUGGCAGGUCCAAGAAGGACUGCAUGAAGCGAUACAAGGUAAGGAUAUAUUUAUAGUGAUUCUCCUGUAUGAAUAAAUACAUUUAGAUGCAGAAGUUACAUAACUAUAGUGUUUAAACUUUAAUAGAUCUACCUCAGUGUUGCACCAUUUAAUCUACUACUAAAAUAUGUAUUUGCGCUUCAAAGAAUGUAACCCCCCCCCCCCCCCAAAAAAAAAAAAAAACUCUAAGGUAAAUGGUACAUAUAAAAAAACCUGCCGGACCAAAAUGUGCAAAAGGUAAACACAUUUAUUAAGAAUAGAUGUAUCUCUGAACUAAAAGAUAAUAGUAACCAGUUCAUAAACUAACCAGCUAUCACAAAGUGAUUCUUACCACAAGUAUCAAAAUGUCCCAAAAUAGGCUAGGUACAGUAUAACUUGUAAAGCUGCAGCAUGUGGCAGCCUAGAGUGGGAGGGUUUAUCACUCCUAGAUCUGAAAAUGGUGAAUACUGCAUAAACAAACAGGAUUAUAGAGAGAAAAAAAGUGUGUGUAUAUAAAUAAAUGCAGCUAAAUUAAUAAGUAUACAGAGAUAUAAAAAUAAACAGUGCUAGUGCAGUAAGAAAGAAAAAAAAAAAAAUUCAAUGUCUCCUAUAAUGAAAUCUCCUAAAAGUACGUGUGAGCAAGGGGUACUGAUGGGUGCCAGGCACAGAGAGGGAGGAAAUUGUUGUUCCCGCCACCUCUGAGACGUUCAAUAAGACAGUAUGUAAGGUCUUGAUAAAGUCUCUGAAUAGAGACAAAGUGCGUAGAUGCUCCACCUGACAAAGUUCCGAGAUUAGACGGACCAUUUUCACUGUCUUGUGCCUUUAAUAAAGAUCCAGUCACUCACUACAUGUAUGUUGCUGCACAAAUUUUCAUUAUAAUUACCCUUUUCAGUAACUUUUUCACCAUUUAAUCAACAUCUAACGAAAGCAGAAUGAAAUGGCAAAAUGCUGUUAAAUCUUUUAUUAUAAUAAAAAAAAAAAAAACAUGGAGCAGCUUUGAAUUUUUAUUGAGCUAUGUUUUGGUUUUCUUUUCAUAGGAACUGGUCGAAAUGGUGAAAGCCAAGAAAGCUGCACAAGAACAAGUUGUAAAUGCAAAAACCAAGAAAUGA
Molecule: messenger RNA, 21292 nt
Organism: Pelobates cultripes (western spadefoot toad)
Lineage: Eukaryota; Metazoa; Chordata; Amphibia; Anura; Pelobatidae
Source: the annotation of a GenBank genome assembly